GGGGUUUAACGUGUGCGCGGUCGCGUAUUUUACCGCUUUCGGCUCUCUCUCUAGUUCGGAUUUAGUCAUUCUUCAAUGUAGUUGUACUCUACGUUGAACGAUUGAAUAGUAAAUACGUUUCGCGCCAUUUUUACGUACUGUUGUAGUGAAGGUGCCCUUAGCCAAUCUUCGUUUUUGAUUUGAUGUAGCUAAUAGUGAUUGUUGUUAGUGUUUGAAUUAGGUAGUCGUUUAACUGUAGUUAAUUAUAUUUCGAAAAGUGUUGCAAUAACUGUUAUUGUUGGUGUUGAUUUAGUGCGGUGUUUAAAGGUACCUUAUUUAGCACUGAAUGUUUAGUAUACGGGAUGUACUUAGUGAUAAUAAUAGGUGUUAGGAAAUAGCGUUUAUUCAAAAUGGAUUUUGGGGUGCUGACGAGACACGACAGGCACAAUCAUUGGUGCCGAUUUCCGAGGACGAAGUGCGCGUGUCCAGAGAGCACGAGUAAUUACGAAAGAUUGGAUGAGCGUAUUUUGGAGUUCCACUUGCUCCUACCUGAAGAUAAGGAUCUAACCAAUGAGAAGGAGGAGGAAUUACAGUUCUACAACGACGACGGUAGUUUCCAAAGUGUCGUGGUAGAGAGGAACCUGUGCACGAGUGAUUUGUGUCAGUUGUUAGCUCUGAAAAACAGAGUGGCAAAAAGUGUUAACUGGAGCGUCGUGGAACAUUGGGUCGAUUUGGGACUCGAAAGGCUACUAGAAGACCACGAAUAUGUCCUUUCCGCACACAGAGAUGUACAAAACUACUCCAGACACGCAGAUGUACGCUUCGUAUUUAGGAAAGAUUAUAGGAAAUAUGAAUUUUUUCAUCAUCCCCAUCAAUUUUUUCCACCCGACAUGAUUGAUUUAGACAGCUACGAGGAGCUAAACGGAAUCAACGUCAACCAUUCGGCCUCUCUUCAGAAUUUGGUAACGCAAGAAGGAAAGUGCCCGAUCAUAUUUUCGCAGGUCUGGUUACAAGAUCCCCAAAAACAGACGUGGGGAAAGGCCUUCUUGCUGCUACGCGAUAGGAAAUUGUACCUGUCUUAUAAAGUGCAGGUAUUAGCGAAAUUCCUAAGGACCGUUAAAUCGAAGGAAAGCUCGGUGAGUGAAUUAAUAAUUUUAAAAGUUGACGCAAUCGAUAUUAACCGUCUUGGCGUUUUUUUGAUUAUUACUAUACACCAGUUUAUAUUAACUGUAAACAUUUUGUUUAUUCGUGCGGAACACAUUGAAACCAAAGUCAAGGUUACGCCGUUGACUCACGUUACACCUUUGUAGAUACACAAUAAAACA
Messenger RNA from Photinus pyralis (common eastern firefly), 1304 nucleotides. RefSeq names its product growth factor receptor-bound protein 10-like. The record is from RefSeq and is a predicted model, not a curated record. NCBI's taxonomy places the organism in Eukaryota, Metazoa, Arthropoda, Insecta, Coleoptera, Lampyridae. Bases 390 to 1289 code for a protein of 299 amino acids. Gene Ontology annotation, biological process: signal transduction. The transcript is spliced from 6 exons.